ACAAUAUGUCCUCUUCCAUCCCAUUCCCAGAUAUCAAUCCAUACUUGGAGCUCGGACUCGAAGACUCACGGGAGGUGACACCUCAGCAGAUCCGCACCACGUACAAAAAGCUCUGCUUAAAGUAUCACCCCGAUAAACUCGCCCAGAGAAAGGUCAGUGAGAGUGUCGAGAAAGAAACGUUUGAGCGGAUCCAGUUCGCAUACAGCAUUUUGAACGACAUUACCAAGCGAAAGGUCUUCGAUGAAACCAAGUCGGUGCGCUCUGUGUUCGAUGCCGAGUUCUCUAAUGAUAACGACACGGUGCAGUUCUGGAGGGACUACUUCCGCGACAUGAGAGACGAGGUAACGGUAGAGUUGAUAGAGGAGGAUAGGGCAAAGUACCAGGGCUCCGAGGAAGAGCGCACGGAUAUUCUCAAGUCUUUUCUCUACUACAACGGGGACUUUCUCAACUUGUUUGAGGUAAUUCCCCACUUGGAGUUUACGCGUGAGGAGGAGACCAGAGUUUACGAUUUAAUCGUGGAGGAGAUUGCAAAUGAAGACUCGGUCAUUGACACGGACGAACCGCUUAUCCUGAAAAAGUGGACUCACUACAAAAGGAACAGGCUGAAGUUGGUUGCGCGGGAGUUGAAAAAGGUGGCCAAGGAGGCUAAGGAACUGGAAGCGCUCCAGGCAGAAUUGCAGAUCAACAAAGGCAAAGUAAAGGUCGAUAGUGAGGACGCUUUGAAAAAGUUAAUCAUGAGCAAGAAGCAGACCAGUUUUGACAGUUUGAUCAAUAAGCUCGAGAGCAAGUACGGAGGCAAGGAAAAAAGCAAGAAGAGAGCCAGAGAGCUGAAGGAGAGUGAGCUUGAUGACGAUGAGUUUGAGCGCAUUCAACGGGAGAUGCUCGCGAAGAGUGCAAAAGGCCCGCAGAAGGCAAAGAGAGGUUAGACCGAGGGCUAUUUUUCCGAUCUUGUGCCCCAGGAAUCGAUUCAACCACUUUCAUUGAUUUUAAUCCACUAGUGCUAUAAAUGUAUAGUCUUAUGACCUAAGGUUGGUGGGCUUGAUCUUCUCAACCAUUUCAUAUUUAGCUUCAAU
This is a messenger RNA of Babjeviella inositovora NRRL Y-12698, 1073 nucleotides long. RefSeq lists its product as uncharacterized. The record is from RefSeq and is a predicted model, not a curated record. Bases 6 to 926 code for a protein of 306 amino acids. Gene Ontology annotation, molecular function: heat shock protein binding. NCBI's taxonomy places the organism in Eukaryota, Fungi, Ascomycota, Pichiomycetes, Serinales. Gene Ontology annotation, cellular component: nucleus; cytoplasm. The transcript has a single exon.